This is a messenger RNA of Guillardia theta CCMP2712, 1441 nucleotides long. RefSeq lists its product as hypothetical. The transcript has a single exon. Bases 223 to 1236 code for a protein of 337 amino acids. Lineage: Eukaryota; Cryptophyceae; Pyrenomonadales; Geminigeraceae. The record is from RefSeq and is a predicted model, not a curated record.
AUGCACUCUAGGGCUGCCUGCGACUUCUCGCUUUCAGGGUGGUGGGAGUAUGCACGAGGAAGUCGAAGCCGCAAUGUCCACAACCCAGGAACUUUGCAACUUGAUCUUUACAAGAAGUUGUUUGGACGAAUCUCCAGUGCACGCGCACUAGAAGAGACUAAGUCAAUGGAAGAGCUUGUCGAUGAAUUGCGACGGGGGGAUUUCUCACUGGCAAUCUGCUCAAUGGGAAGGUCUCUUCGGCGCCUAGCUCGUUCGAUCACCAAGAUCUCUGCUGUCCAGGACUGCAGCGAUGUGAACAUUCCAGUGAUGGUUCUGAGAAACUGGGGUUCAAACGAGCCCCUCGUCAAGACGACUUGCAUGUGCUGCGGGCGCAUCGACUACUGUGAUAGCAACCUGAGGACCUGCGCAGAGUGUUUGACAGCAAGUGAUUGCAGCUCAACAUUCUCCCGUUGUUCUUCUAACCCCGGGGGUGUCUGCAGGAAGAUUGCUGUGGGUGUGCACGCGUCGGACGAAUGUUUCUAUGCUUUCCAGUGGGCAGUGGAUAACAUCUUCCGUAAGGGAGAUGAAAUUAUCUUGAUACACGUGAAAUGCAACAAGUCUUCGUCAGGUUGUGCUGCUCCGCUGCUCCCGACCUACUGCCAUGACAGCGGUGGAGUGCUUCACACAUUCGAGCAGUGGUGUCAGGCCAGAGGGCUCAAGUGCGUCAAGGUGGAGGCUGAGGGCGAUCCGGCAAAACAGUUUGUUGCAUGGGCCGAGAUUCAUAUGGUCAACCUGGCUGUCGUUGGUUCACGGGGGAUGAGCUGGUUGAAGAGGGCUCUGGGACGGUCUGUCUCAUCAUACGCCGUGAAAUACUGCCACUGUCCAGUCUUGGUAGUUGGUAGGCCAGAUCUAAGAGCGAAUAGCAGGAGGAUCUCGAUCGCCAGCCAUGCGAUGUCAAGUGAAUCCUUUCGCAAGUCAUCAGACACAAAGCAUGUGCAAGAAGGGAGCGAGAACGCUGCUAUAGCUGUACGGGAUGUCGAGAUGUUGAACCUGACACGCUUUGAAGUCUCCAACUUCUCAUUAGAGGAUAUUGAAGAUGGAGAUUCUAGUGACUCCAGUGAGUUGAAUGAGAACAAGGACGUCAGUGACGAUGCCGAAGAGAAACAGAAACUUUUUCACGAUUUCCAUCAAGAUUUGAAUCAAGAUUUCCAUCAAGAUCUGAAUCAAGCACGGCUACCAGAGUUGCUAUCCUCAUAACGGGACUGAGAUGAAUUUACCCGAACGUUGUAAAUUUGAUAUGUUGGGACCUCUACAGGCUCCACUGUACGACGAUGAAUAAUGGAACAGAUUCCAGUUUGAACAGGCUGAUAACCGACAGUGUUGUGUUGAAUUCGUUUGCCUAGUUAAUUGCUCUAAGAUCCUUUAUUAUGCUUUUGCUUUCAAUAAAAGCUACCGACGAGCU